Messenger RNA from Suhomyces tanzawaensis NRRL Y-17324, 708 nucleotides. RefSeq names its product Mpv17/PMP22 family protein. The coding region runs from base 1 to 708 and encodes 235 amino acids. The record is from RefSeq and is a predicted model, not a curated record. The transcript has a single exon. NCBI's taxonomy places the organism in Eukaryota, Fungi, Ascomycota, Pichiomycetes, Serinales, Debaryomycetaceae. Gene Ontology annotation, cellular component: cytoplasm; mitochondrion; membrane.
AUGAGAAUCUUCCGCGCGUACAACGACCUCCUCUUACGGAGACCCUUCAUCACCAACAUGUGUUCCACCGGACUUUUCUUCGGCAUUGGCGAUCUGAUGGCCCAGCACUUUUUUCCAGUCAAGACAGUGGACGAGGACGGGGUGGAGGAACCGUUGCCGUUCAACCUGGCCAGGACACAGCGAGCAGUGAUCUACGGGUUCUGCGUGUUUGGGCCUGUGUCGGUGGUGAUGCAGCGCAAGAUCUUGCCCCGGAUAUUCAAUCCUUUCCUCAGCAAAGCCCGGAGACUGGCGAUGGAACAGGCACCAAAGCUCAAGAAACGGCUCUUGUUCUACGACGUGCUCUUCCGGGUGUUUAUCGAGCAGUGCGCUGCUGGUCUUUUGUACAUCCCCAUGUACAACACGGUGAUGACCGUGCUAGCAGGCCACGAGAACCCAUUGCAGUUGACGGCUGAAAGAUUGAGGCAGAACUGGUGGACGGUAUACAAGGCGUCAUGGUUGAUGUGGCCUGGAUUCCAGAUGUUCAACCUCUACUUCUUGCCUGCCCAUUACCGGAUCGUGGCUGUGAACGUGUGGUCCAUCAACUGGACUGGAUUCUUGAGUUUCAUCCACAACACCUCAGGCCAUGGUAAGGGCAGUGGCCAUCGUCUUGAGGAAAUCUUGGACAUCCAGGACGACGACCAGGAGCUCACCAUGGUGUAUGAAGCGUAG